UAUUUCCAGAAUCUGUGUACAGUGUAUUCUUUUUAAUUCUUUUGCGGCUAUGGUUGUGAAUGUACAUUUUAAUUGAGCUAUGACCAUGUAUGAAGCGCUCGACAUUGGUGCACACGACGAUGCAGCUCAGGCACUGCUAGAGCUGGAGCCUUGUCCAUAUUGCAACCGGAAAUUCAACAAACUUUCUCGUCACGCGAAAGUGUGCAAGAAAGUUUCCAAGAAAUCACGCCCUGUGUUCGAUUCAGCGAAGCAACGAUUGAGCGGAAUUAGCGAGCAAGACAAGUGUCUGGUCAACCCUGUCAGUCCGGUGCCUCUCAAAGUUGAAGCCCCGAAAGACGUUCCUCUUUCUCAACUUCCCCAAGAGCGCAUUUGGAAUAGAACCAAAAGUUAUGUGAUGGGAUUAAAGGAUCGAUUUAUCAACCCGAAGGCGAAAACACGCUCCAAUAGAAUCAGUUUGGAAAAUGAGCCCCCACGUGCGAAAUCAGAGGCUGCGGUCAUUGGGAGAGUCCCGGUGAACUACGUUCAGUGCCCAUCUUGUGAUCGCUGGUUUGGGCCUAAAGCUGCAGAUCGCCACAUAGACUGGUGUACCUCGAAACUAUUCCAUGUCCCCGCUGGCAAUGUGCCAUCUGUUGUUGAGAAGAAGCGAUGGGAGAAUAGAGUGAACUACAAAGCACCGAUACCCGGAAAAGCUCGAUUGGAAACGCGACAAAAGUUCGGGUAUUCGCCGAACCCAUUGCGCAUUGCGCGUGGUUUCUCUCCUCCGAAGCCAGAAAGCGGUCUGUUUGAGCGAACAGGUCCACGAAGGACGAGCUUGCGUGGGCGACGAUUUGGUGAGAGCGAGGAUCCUCUUGCUUACGCGCUUGGUCGCCAGGAAUUACCACCAAAAAAGCAGCCAGUCAGGAGGUUCCUGUCCAGCUCCGCGUAUCGAGCUGAACCAGAUGGCAUUGACCAAGCGGCUCUCGCGAAAUCCAUGAAAAUUAUCCGUCGAAUUUCUUCUCUUCUUUGUUGUACAUGCAACAUGUCAAUGCGAAGCAGGUCGAAAGGCAAGUCUGGUGUUUUAAGAAAGAAAAUGUCGCGCACAAAAAUACAUCCAUCGAGUGAUCCACAUCCUGCCGUUGCUGCGCAACAAGUGAUGGACAAAAUGAGCACCGUGGAAGAAGAAGAAGAGGAAGAGGUGCAAGCUGAAGUGAAAGUUAAUUCUUCUUUGAAUAAGUCAUCCAAGCCUCAAAGGACUCUCAAGUCUUCACUAAAAGCUAGGAGGAAUAGAUCUGAGUCAGGAAUAAGUUCAUCAUCUUCGUCAAGCUCUUCAAGAAGUAGUAAGGAAAGGAAAGGUGUACAAACUUGUGAUGCAAGUGUGCAAGUUGCGAUGGUUGGGCCAGCUUGGAAAUCCAUGCCAGAAUUGGCAAAAAUUGGGCCUUUCAUUGUGGCUACAUUGACAAGGGACGGCUAUGAGGUUCAUCGGAGUCUGUUGCAUGAAAAUGCUGCUCGCCAGCUGGAGGAAUUGCUGAUGUCAUCGUCCACGACAUCUCUCGGGGAUUUAUCGUUGCCAGGUACCCCUCUGAUGUCGCGUAGCUUGGGAUCCGAUUCCUUCGGCUUUCGUCCUUCUUCUGGAAGGUCCAAGAUCCCACGACGCUCGCCAUCUCCGGUAACCCAAGCGUCUGAUGAAUUUCUCCUCAAUGAGUUGAUGGCGUCUGAUCUCUUGUCUCUACCUACGACUAAAAAUGGGAUGCGAAAAUCGACCUGUCCUCCUCCAUCGUUACAAGAGAUGCUUUAUGGGGGCAUUAAGAACGGUAGCAAUCAACCAACAGAGAAGGAACCCAAGAGUGAUGAUAUUUUUGAUUCCUCGGGACCAUUUUCUACUGCGAUUACAAACUUCGAUUUGCCGAAGGAGAGAAAAUCGGAGGAAGUGCCGCAAGACAUCGGGUUAUCAAAAACGGAGACUGGAUUCAAUCCCGCCCCAAUCAAGCAUUUCUCCGACCUUCCGAAUAGAGAGUCCAAGCCUAAAUUUGAGUCGAGGCUUUUUCCUCUUUCCACAACCAAAACGCCAAAGCUUUUAAGUGGAAUGCUUAACCGGAAUAAUGCCCGAAUCCUCGGGAAAUCAGGUAGUGGAGAAUCCGAUGACGAUGUCAUUUCGGCAUCGCACAGCGUCGUGACCAAUAUUGCCUCCGAAAUGGGAUCAUUGGCACUCUUUGAUACUCCUACUCAAAAUAGCAGCGUAACUGGAGCCACAAUGCCACAUUUUUGCCAUGAGUGCGGUGCCAAGUAUCCUGUGUCUUCAGCCAAAUUUUGCUGCAAUUGUGGCACUCGUCGGUCCUGCCUGAAUAAAUUUCAAAUGAAUGAGGAACAAUCGACCGAUGCCGGAGUUUUGAAGGCAUUGAAAUCGAAUCCGUCCAUUGAUUGUGCAUCCAGGGAAAUGUGUGUGCUCGAACCAGAACUGGUCCCAACUUGCAUACUUCGACUGAUCGAUCCCCCGAUCGCGUCCAGAAGCCGGAUCGAAGUGGUGGAGAAAAUCCCGUUCCCGGCUUUGACCGUUUGUCCCGACUACCAUUACAAGUUCAACAAAACAGUGGUUCAGGCUCACGGACUCAACAUCAGCAGGAGCGAGGACAUGGUCAACAACGUGGACAUUUGGAGGAACUUUUCGUGGGAUACAGUUUCUUUGCAAGAUUUCUGGAUCCAAGCCACUUCCGGUCCGCGUGACCUGGUCCUCAGAGUGAUGCUGAACAAUACUUCAAUUUACGUGGGUGCUGCUGGCAACGAAUACCUUGAUCCGUCCAAUGAGAUGACGCCCAUAAUCGGUAAACUGACUGAGAAUAAGGGAGGAAUAAAACCAGGUCACUAUGUGACGGAAUGUAGGGCAUGUGGCAAAGUUCAGAUAGGAAACAGUGUGAGUGGCUACCAAGGAGAGCAAAAGGCUUUACCUCCCCCGAGAGGGAGAAGACUAAUGCUCUCUUUACCAGCUGACAGUGGGCUUCCUCGCGUGACUAGGGGAUCCCGAGAUGGUAGAUCCCCGAGUCGCAGCAAAAGUCCCGAUUCUCGAUUGUCGAGCCCUGGCCAAGCAAGGGGCCAGGGAAAGGGCCAACGAGGCAAGGGACGCAAGGGAGCUAGAUCUCCCUCCAGCAGUCACUCAGUGCACACGGAUAGAAGUAUCCAUGUACAAUUCACCUCCAAGGAGCAGCUAGAUGGCCUGCAAAUCAAAGGGAUCAAGGAAGUCACAGGCAACGAGUUGGGAAACGACUGUUGA
This is a messenger RNA of Notodromas monacha, 3244 nucleotides long. NCBI's taxonomy places the organism in Eukaryota, Metazoa, Arthropoda, Ostracoda, Podocopida, Cyprididae. The record is from the annotation of a GenBank genome assembly.